AUGAUCAAGAGUAUACUGUGGAGGCCGUCAACAGAGAUAUUGAAAGAAGAAGGGUUAGACUUAGACUUAGAAGAAGAAGAAGAAGAAGAAGAGGAAGAAGAAGAAGAAGAGUUAUUAUGUGAAAGGGUGGUUAAGGUUGUGGAGAAUGGGAUAUCUUAUAUGAUCUCGUUGGAUGGACAAAAGACAGGGUUUUAUGCGGAUCAGCGUGAAAACCGUGAAUUUAUAUCUACCAUUUCGGAUGGUCAAAGAGUGCUUGACAUGUGCUGCUAUACUGGUGGCUUUGCUCUAAAUGCUGCACAUGGUCAUGCUUUGGAAGUCACUGGUGUUGAUACGUCAUCUCCUGCUUUGGAAGUAGCUAACCAUAAUGUCAUUCUCAACAAUCUGGAUCCGGGGAAGAUAUCAUUCCUGAAACAAGAUGCAACUAUUUUCAUGAAGAAUGCUGCUUCUAGGAAUGAAUUAUGGGACAUAGUGAUUAUGGAUCCCCCUAAGUUAGCACCUCGGAGGAAGGUUCUACAAAGUGCAAGUGGAAUGUAUAGGAAUCUGAACUCACUUGCGAUGCGGUUAACAAAACGGGGUGGGUUUUUGAUGACUUGUUCGUGUUCAGGAGCUAUGACUCAGAAGAGUGGGCAGUUCUUGGGUGUUCUCCAGGGGGCUGCGUCAAUGGCUGGUAGGAAGAUAACAGUUGUACGUCAGUGCGGGGCAGCCUGUGACCAUCCUAUCGACCCAUCUUAUCCAGAAGGAGCCUACCUUACUAACAUUUUAUUAAGAGUCCUUUGAACUCAAUUCUCAAAUACCUUUUAACUUGUUGAAUAUUUUAUUAAUCACAAUCACAAUCAACCAACUUUCUAAUAUAUCUUCCUAUUUCUUAACAUAUCAUCCGGUAUAUGUACUAGUCAAGUC
This is a messenger RNA of Lactuca virosa, 900 nucleotides long. The record is from the annotation of a GenBank genome assembly. NCBI's taxonomy places the organism in Eukaryota, Viridiplantae, Streptophyta, Magnoliopsida, Asterales, Asteraceae.